Molecule: messenger RNA, 534 nt
Organism: Closterium sp. Naga37s-1
Lineage: Eukaryota; Viridiplantae; Streptophyta; Zygnematophyceae; Desmidiales; Closteriaceae
Source: the annotation of a GenBank genome assembly
AUGGUAGCGGCACUUCUCUCGCUCGCUUGCAAGCUGCAGUCUCGCAACCUGGCGCCUGCCAGGCCGAAGAGACCCCAGUCCCUGUCCAUGUCAUUCUGCGUGUUGCCGUCCUGGCCCUCACCUGCACUGCCACUCUCACAUCCCGCUCCCUCCUCCUACCAGGUGGGCUCGCACGUCUCAGGAGAAGAAGACCCCUCCCCGCUGAGAGACCCACGCAUGGAAGAAGAAGACGCCCCUGAUAAUAUCAUACUGCGUGUUGCCCACCUGGCCCUCGCCUGCACUGCCACGCUUACAGCUACUCGCCCCAGCAUGGCACGCUUGGCUCAUGACUUGGAGGCAAUCCGGGCAGAGGUGGUCGGGGAGGAGGUGAACCGCGCAGCAGAGAGGGUGGAUGAGGUGGUGCGGCUGGGCACAGGGCAGAUGAGGACGCUGGAUGAGGAGUUGAGGAUUGUGACCGAGUCGCUGGAUGCUCAUGCUCAUGCUGAUGCGGAUGCGCCUGAGCUGAGCUAUGAGGGGGACAGGUUGUUGUCGUGA